Messenger RNA from Eruca vesicaria subsp. sativa (arugula), 765 nucleotides. The record is from the annotation of a GenBank genome assembly. Lineage: Eukaryota; Viridiplantae; Streptophyta; Magnoliopsida; Brassicales; Brassicaceae.
AUGGGAAGGGGUAGGGUUGAAAUGAAGAGGAUAGAGAACAAGAUCAAUAGACAAGUGACAUUCUCUAAAAGAAGAGCUGGUCUUUUGAAGAAAGCACAUGAGAUCUCGGUUCUUUGUGAUGCCGAGGUUUCCCUUAUUGUCUUCUCCCAUAAGGGGAAACUGUUCGAGUACUCCUCUGAAUCUUGCAUGGAGAAGGUACUAGAACGCUACGAGAGGUACUCUUACGCCGAGAAACAGCUAAAAGCUCCAGACUCCCACAUCAAUGCACAAACGAACUGGUCAAUGGAAUAUAGCAGGCUUAAGGCUAAGAUUGAGCUUUUGGAGAGGAACCAAAGGCAUUAUCUGGGAGAAGAUUUAGAAUCAAUCAGCAUAAAGGAGCUACAGAAUCUGGAGCAACAGCUUGACACUUCUCUUAAGCACAUUCGCUCCAGAAAAAAUCAACUAAUGCACGAGUCCCUCAAUCACCUCCAAAGAAAGGAGAAAGAAAUACAGGAGGAAAACAGCAUGCUUGCCAAACAGAUAAAGGAGAGGGAGAGUAUCCUAAGGACACAUCAAAACCAAUCAGAGCAGCAAACCCGCAGCCACCAUGUACCGCCUCGGCCGCAAGCGCAGUUACAUCCAUACAUGAUCUCUUCUCAGGCAUCUCAUUUCCUAAAUAUGGGUGGUAUGUACCAAGGAGAAGAUCCAAUGGCGGUGAGGAGGAACCGUCUCGAUCUGACUCUCGAACCCAUUUACAACUGCAACCUUGGAUACUUUGCCGCAUGA